Messenger RNA from Micromonas pusilla CCMP1545, 672 nucleotides. RefSeq lists its product as uncharacterized. The transcript has a single exon. The record is from RefSeq and is a predicted model, not a curated record. The coding region runs from base 1 to 672 and encodes 223 amino acids. Gene Ontology annotation, cellular component: cytoplasm. Gene Ontology annotation, biological process: microtubule cytoskeleton organization. Lineage: Eukaryota; Viridiplantae; Chlorophyta; Mamiellophyceae; Mamiellales; Mamiellaceae.
AUGGAGAAGAAGCUCCUGGACAUGGCGAAGUCCAUGGAGGACGCGCUCGACGACGAGCUCCACAGGAUGAACAACAUGGACGCGGACGACCUGGAGAACAUCCGCCGGAAACGACUCGAAGCGAUGAAGGGCGCGCAGGACAAGAGGAAAGCGUGGCUCGCGAAAGGCCACGGCGAACUGAGAGACAUCUCGGACGAGAAGGAGUUCUUCAGCGAGAUGAAAGGCGAGGACAAGAUGGUCGUGCACUUCUACCGGAACAACUGGCCGUGCAAGGUGAUGGACAUGCACCUGGGCGCGCUGUCGAAGAGACACCUCGAGACGAAGUUUUGCCGCAUCGACGCGGAGAAGUCGCAGUUCCUCACCGAACGCUUAAAGAUUUGGAUGCUUCCCACGCUCGCGUGCAUCUCGAAAGAGAAAGUCCUGGACUACGUCGUCGGGUUCGACGACCUCGGCGGCACGGACGACUUCCCCACGGAGCACUUGCGGUUGUGCCUGGCGUCGAAAAACAUGCUGACGUACGAGGGCGGGGACAACGACAUCGACGUCGACCCGCGCGCGAGGGCGAAACAAAACGAGGAGCCGGAGGCGAUCAGGAACUUGCGCAAGGGCGGGCCGCGCGGGACCGGGAACUUGGAGCUGAACUCGGACGACGAGGAUUCGGAUUUCGAUUGA